AUGGAAUCUGCGUGUAGCAUUCACCGGCCGAAUUUCUGCUUCUCAAAUCUGCUCAUCAGUGGUCCCAAAGGAAUCAACAAUUCGUUUCAUUUUGGUAAUCGAUCCAGGAAAAAUGUAUCACCAAGUGCUUUGUUGAUGAGUGGGAGCUUUUACUUGCGUCCUUCAAAAUCAAUAGUUGCCUAUGCCCGCCUACCUAAGCAUAUCCCCUUUCGAUUUAGGAUAACCUGUCAAGGCAAUGAUUCCCUUGCUAAUGCGGAAAGUAAUGAUCAAAGUGAAGAGAAUGAUGAAAGCGAAUCUGAUAGCUUGGAGGAACUCAGGGAGUUACUUCACAAGGCUACCAAAGAUUUGGAAGUUGCUAAGCUCAAUAGUACCAUGUUCGAGGAAAAGGCUCAGAGGAUUUCUGAAACUGCGAUAGCACUCAAGGACGAAGCCGCUAGUGCUUGGCAUGAGGUUAACAAAACCCUCGAUGUCAUGCGAGUUACGGUUGAUGAGGAAUCUGUUGCUAAAGAAGCUGUUCAAAGCGCUACAAUGGCCUUAUCUCUCGCUGAGGCAAGGCUUCGGGUUGUUCUGGAAUCACUUGAAGAAGCAGCUGCAAGUAAUGGUAUUCCAGAUUCCUCUGUAGAGAAUGAGAAAAGAGACAGUGUUGAAGGUAGAGAAGAAGCUCUUUUAGCUGCGAAGGAUGACAUAAAAGAAUGCCAAGUGAAUUUAGCAAAUUGUGAGGCCCAACUGACUUGUUUGCAGAGCAAGAAAGACGAGCUCCAGAAGGAAGUCGACAAGUUGAAUGCCUUUGCUGAGACAGUGCAGAUUAAUGCCUUAAAAGCAGAGGAGGAUGUCGCAAAUAUCAUGAAAUUGGCUGAACAAGCUGUCGCUUUUGAGCUUGAGGCUACUCAACGCGUUAAUGACGCUGAGAUUGCUUUGCAGAGAGCUGAGAAGUCUCUCUCCAUCCCGCUGACCUCAGAAGAAACUCAGGGCCAACUCUCGGAUGAAGAAACAACCCUCGAGGAGCAGGAGGUGGUACUCUCAAAUAAUUCUGAAGAUGCUAGUCAUCAGGCUGAAAGAGAUUCACUAAUACAUGAAGAUAUCUCAGCGGUGAUGAACACAGCUGAUCAUGUGCCUGAUAAAGUUGGUCAGGAGGCUCAAAAACCGACUAAGCCUUAUGAUUCUAGCGAUAAUGAUAAUGGGAAGCCAAGUGUAGAGUCUUCUAAAGUGGUGGAUACAGAUUCUGAAAAGUUAAAAAUUGCUGUUCAGACGAAAAAACAAGAAACACAGAAAGAUCUUCCAAAAGAGGGCUCUUCUCUUAAUACACCCAAGGCAUCGUUUAAUAAAUCCUCUCGUUUCUUUUCUGCAUCUUUCUUCUCUUCCAGUUCAGAUGGGACCACGACAGUGUUUGCGAGUCUGGUUAAUUCUGCCAAACAGCAAUGGCCCAAGCUAGUUAUUGGGGUUGCACUUAUCGGGGCAGGACUGACAUUAUACUCCAAUGGAGUAGGCGGGAACAAUCAACUGCUUCAACAGCCAGAUGUCGUCAGCACUAGUACAGAAGGUGUCUCUUCCAGUAAGGAGCCGUUGAUCCGGCAAGUGCAGAAACUUCCCAAGAGAAUUAAGAAACUGCUUGAGAUGAUCCCUCACCAGGAGGUCAAUGAGGAAGAAGCUUCUCUUUUUGAUUUCCUGGCGUUACUGCUAGCAAGCGUCAUAUUUGUGCCUCUGUUUCAGAAAAUUCCUGGAGGCAGCCCUGUUCUUGGGUAUUUGGCAGCUGGAAUUCUGAUUGGUCCGUAUGGUCUUUCGAUAAUCCGUAAUGUGCAUGCAACCAAAGCCAUUGCAGAAUUUGGAGUUGUUUUCUUGCUUUUCAACAUUGGCCUUGAGCUAUCUGUUGAAAGACUGAGUUCCAUGAAGAAGUAUGUUUUUGGAUUAGGCUCCUCUCAGGUUCUGGUGACAGCAGCAGUAGUUGGUCUGAUUACCCAUUAUGUUGCUGGUCAGGCUGGUCCAGCGGCAAUAGUUAUCGGAAAUGGCCUGGCACUGUCUUCCACUGCUGUUGUCCUUCAGGUUCUACAAGAACGGGGUGAGAGUACAUCUAGACAUGGACGGGCUACAUUUUCCGUCUUGCUCUUUCAGGAUCUAGCUGUAGUUGUUUUACUGAUCCUCAUCCCACUUAUCUCACCUAAUUCAUCGAAAGGAGGGAUUGGGUUUCAAGCAAUUGCUGAAGCUCUUGGACUUGCUGCAGUCAAAGCAGCAGUUGCUAUUACCGCUAUAAUUGCUGGUGGUCGUCUUCUUCUUCGGCCAAUCUACAAGCAAAUUGCAGAAAAUCGAAAUGCCGAAAUAUUCUCUGCCAACACACUUCUUGUUAUCCUUGGGACCAGUUUACUGACAGCUAGGGCUGGACUCUCCAUGGCAUUAGGAGCGUUUUUGGCUGGUCUACUCCUGGCGGAGACAGAAUUUUCCUUGCAAGUGGAAUCAGAUAUUGCUCCUUAUCGUGGUCUCCUGCUGGGACUUUUCUUCAUGACGGUUGGCAUGUCUAUUGAUCCGAAACUUCUUCUCUCUAACUUUCCUGUCGUAAUUGGAUCUUUGGGACUCUUGAUAGUGGGCAAGACUAUAUUAGUCGUAAUAAUGGGAAAAUUGUUUGGCAUUUCAAUCAUAUCUGCAAUUAGAGUCGGUCUUCUUCUGGCUCCAGGCGGAGAGUUUGCAUUUGUUGCUUUUGGAGAAGCUGUCAAUCAGGGUAUAAUGUCUCCUCAGCUGUCUUCGCUACUGUUUCUUGUGGUGGGAAUCUCUAUGGCUAUCACACCUUGGUUAGCUGCUGGUGGCCAGUUAAUUGCAUCCCGGUUUGAGUUGCAUGAUGUUAGAAGUUUAUUACCGGUUGAAAGUGAGACGGAUGAUUUGCAGGAUCACAUAAUUAUUUGCGGAUUUGGACGAGUUGGUCAGAUAAUUGCUCAGCUUCUCUCAGAAAGACUUAUUCCGUUCGUUGCCCUCGAUGUCAGCAGUGAUAGAGUGACGGUCGGACGUUCCAUGGAUCUUCCUGUUUAUUUUGGGGACGCUGGUAGUAGAGAGGUUCUCCAUAAAAUUGGAGCUGAGAGAGCAUGUGCUGCUGUGGUUGCUUUAGACGCACCAGGGGCAAACUACAGAUGUGUGUGGGCUCUGAGCAAGUACUACCCGAAUGUGAAGACCUUUGUCCGUGCACACGACGUUGUUCAUGGUCUUAAUCUAGAAAAAGCUGGUGCUACUGCUGUUGUACCGGAGACUCUGGAGCCAAGUCUACAGCUGGCAGCUGCUGUUCUUGCUCAGGCCAAAUUACCGACAUCAGAAAUAGCAAAUACGAUAAACGAGUUCAGAACCCGUCACCUGUCUGAACUAACAGAGCUAUGUGAAACCAGUGGAAGCUCAUUGGGGUAUGGUUUCUCGAGGACGACGAGUAAGACUAAACCACAAGCGUCUGAUGCAUCGGACGAUAACCAGAUAAUGGAAGGAGGCACACUCGCUAUCUGA
Molecule: messenger RNA, 3474 nt
Organism: Eruca vesicaria subsp. sativa (arugula)
Lineage: Eukaryota; Viridiplantae; Streptophyta; Magnoliopsida; Brassicales; Brassicaceae
Source: the annotation of a GenBank genome assembly